AUGCGAAAGAUGAUGCCGGCUGCGAGGACUGGAGGCGAGGGGGAGCCAAGUGCAGUUCGCACCUGUAGCUGGGAGAACGUGAAGGACUUGCCAUCCCCGCACCUGGCAGUGGUGUUCAUGCCGGACCGUGAGAACUUCGCCUUUGAGCCGGGUAGCAGCGAGGUGCAGGAGGGCCCCUCGAGAGCCAUACCGCGCGAGGUCCUGUCCCAGCUGACGGGGGUGCCAGUGGUGAUCACUACUUGCUUCAAGCUGUCGACAAGACUUCGCCAACGCCUUGGGAGUUUGGGCCGCCUGCUGCUGCUCCAAGAGACGCGCUGCCCUUUCUCCUCAAGCGCUGGGGAUCCUGACCACGAGUUCGCCGACAAUUCGUGGAUCACGGCUGUCGAAGGGCCCGACGCACUGGAUUUUGUGAUGAACUUAGAUCUAUGCAUCGAAGCGCCACCGGCCCUGGAUGAAGACCAGCGCUUGCCUGCAGUGUUUUGGGGCAUCCUUGAUCUGAAGUACGACAGCUCCAAGCCCAUCCUCGAGCGCGUGCGCGUCCUGGAGACGGGGGACGGCCGGAUCUCCAAGUUCAGUGGAGAUGGCGCGGCACUCCAGGAGCGGCUGCGUAGCAGGUACACCUCCAAGGAGAGCGUUGUGCUCCGCAAGUUUCACGUGAUCUCGGCCGACAAAAAGCUGACGCAUGACCUGAUGGAGCUGGCAGGCUACGGCCACAUCGUGCCAGGUCAGUGCUGCUACCCUCGACACUACACCAUGGAGCUGGCAGACCAGAUUACCACGGACUUGGACUUGGACGAUGGUGACAAGGUCGUCCUAAAGCUCUGCAACCGCAGCCGCGCCGCCGGCGUGAUCGUCGCACCAGUGGACGAGCUGGACGAGGUGCUGGAAGAAAUCCUGAUCCCACCAGAGAAGAUGGAGGCGUGGCUUCAGGAAAAGCUCCGCCCCUUGCAGGAGGGAAAGAAGGCGGCGGGCGACUUCGACCUGGCCAUGACCUCUGAGGGGACGACCCAGGCUCCGCGUGUGCUCCCCCCUUUCCCAGGUGAUGAGAUUCUUCUUGGGGCUGCUGUCAUGCCGGGAGGGGUGGGGGGGAUCGAUGAGGACGGUGAAGAUGCUCGACGGGAUCUGGGUGAGUUGUCUCUUACGCCUGCUACGGCCUUGGCCUCGGAUGCAGUCAUCCAUGUUGUCGAUGAUGCUGAAGCUGAUGCUGCCGCUGCUGCUGCUCUUGCUGCUGCUACGGGGCCUCUUCCUCUUCCUGAUGCCAAACGCUCGCGCCGUGCUGGGGCUGGUGAGGCCCUGCCUGCAUUCGGAGUUCCCCCACAUGUGCCGAGCUAUGACAUUGCUCGUGAAGAUGCCUCUGAGGAAGGCCCUCUCUUUCGCGGGGCUGGCCCUCCCCUACAGGUCGCCCACCCCCCCCCGGCCAAGGCCCCCACCCGCUCGAUGCUGACUGAUGAGCCGGUGCCCCCCCCCUGGGUGGUAGCACUGCAAACGAGCAUGCAGUCCAUGCACUCCAAACAGGAUCAGGUGGCGGGGUCGGUCGAACAACUGGGCAGGGAACUGGGGGUGCAAGCUAAACGCCUGGAUGUCCUUCGGGGCACGGUCGAGGAGCACGCAAGACAGCACCGUGACUCGCAAGAGCGUAUUCAAGCACUUGAGGCCCAGGUCCAGCAGUCUGUUACGCUUUCACAACUUCAGGACAUUGAGGCUCAGAUGAGAGACCUAAGGGACCUUGAGACCCGACUCCGGGAGCUCCAGGACCAGGUUAAUCACCUGCCUGUGUCAGGGCCCCAGACCCCCCGCAUGAAUGGCUCUCCCAAGGACAUUGAAGCCGAGCUACAGGUGGUAGUAGGGGGCUGGUCGGAGGCUCCCCGCUAUGCUGCCGAAAGGGAGGUCAGAUCUCUCUUCCACGAAUGUGGGGUCUAUGACGCGCUGGCAGAUCUUUGGGCUCCUGGGCAACGCACUAACUUUGUACGUGCAACCCUUCGCUUUCCCUCUGACUGUAAGUCCCUCCCCGCCAAGAGUAACUACCAAGUAGACAUCCUCAAGCGCCUGAAACAGGAUCGAUGGACGAGUGCUGUGGAGGGGUCUAAGGGCAGCUUUCUCUGGGUGUCGCGUCAUCGCACACUUGAGGAAAGGCACAAGAUCAGGGCUAUUCUGCAGUGCAAGGAUUUCUACGACGCCAUCAGGCGAAAGAUGCCGGAGAAGGCGAUCCCUCAGCCGGAAUUUGACUGGCGGGGGAAGGUUUUUGUGGGCAGGCAUCAGAUGCUUCUUGCCCCGUCCCCAGGACCUUCCCACUCCCCCCCCACAGCCCACGACCUUGCCCUGACCGACGCUCGGGGUGGCUACACCGGAUGGGCUGUCUCGGCUGCCAGGUUCGCUCUCGUGUCGGGGCUCAAUGAGGCUGACCUCUUUGCUGCCUGGCAGGAGCAUGGGCCUCUUUCGGGCAAGGACCGCUCGUGA
Messenger RNA from Symbiodinium natans, 2457 nucleotides. Lineage: Eukaryota; Dinophyceae; Suessiales; Symbiodiniaceae. The record is from the annotation of a GenBank genome assembly.